Messenger RNA from Salvelinus namaycush (lake trout), 3448 nucleotides. RefSeq names its product coiled-coil domain-containing protein 120-like. The coding region runs from base 56 to 1894 and encodes 612 amino acids. The record is from RefSeq and is a predicted model, not a curated record. The transcript has 9 exons. NCBI's taxonomy places the organism in Eukaryota, Metazoa, Chordata, Actinopteri, Salmoniformes, Salmonidae.
GGUGAGGUUUUGAUUGGCUGAGGUUUGAGAAGCAAGACCUCACAAAUCAGACCACAUGGAGGUCAAAGGGCGCCUCAUCACAUCCAUGGGUGUGGGGGCUCCAGAUCAGGACAGCAAGCUGCAAGCUGAACGCAUCUCCGCACUGCAGGAGAGAAAGCAACUCCUGGAGGACCUCCUCAGCAGCCGAGUGGGAGAGCUGAGACAAGUGUGUCUGCUGGAGGCGGAGCUGACCGGGAAGGUCCCACAUGCUUUCCCCCUGGAGACAGGAGAGAGAGCUCCCGUUGUACAGCGCAGGGCUGGCCUGCCACAUAACAACACCAAGGGAGAGGAUGAGACAGGUCAGCGAAGGCAGAUGAAAACUAUCUUCAGUGGUGCUCUAUACAGGCACUCAGAGUCAGACAGGAAUGUCCCAAACAGCAAGAGGACCGUUCACCGGGGAUGCCACACAGAGGACACGGUGAUGUCAGAGAGCACUAGCUCCAUGUCAGAUUCAACAUCCCAUGACAAUGAGGAGUCCUCUCCCAGUGUGGCAGCAGACCACCGCUCCAUGUCCCAGCCCCGUCUGUCCCUGGGCAGCCCAGACCACCAGGUCUGUAGGAAACUGUCCCCAGUGGAGAUAUACUAUGAAAUGAGGACGCGCCGUAACUCUGUGACCAGCUCCAUCAGCCCAAGUCAUUCUCUACCAAGGAGUACAUCUAAUGUUGAAGGCAGAAGUGUUCCUGCUACCCCCCUCAUCGCCCGGACUGCCCCAAUCAGUGUUCAUGUCAGAUCGGAUGGCUCUGGUGGGAUUGCACUAAAGCAGUGGUCUGGCAGCCUGGAUGUACCUCAUAUGGUGCCCUUAACCCAGGAAGGCUCCUCCUCGGAGCGCAGAGGCUGCCCGUACAGCUCCCGUGCCCGGCGGAGCAAUAGUUCUGAGGCCUUGCUUGACCGCUCCAGUCUCCCCGAGGACCCAGGCCCCAGGAACGGGAUGCCCCCCAAAGGAGGGCCUUACAAAAGCUCUGAGACCCUCACUGAUGGCAAGCUGAGGCACAUCCACCUGAGCAGUCCUGAGAGGCACUUGGACGGCUCUGUGGAGCAGGGCAACAUGCGGCUGUCCAUGGGUGGGAGAGGAGAAGCAGGGGGAGGGGGUUACAACGAGCUCCUAAUGGAUUACAUCUGGGGGAAGCAACAGAGGAUUCAAGUGCAACACCAGCUGUACCAAUCAACAGGUAGAAUCUGGCAGGACAUUUCCUCUCCUCGAUCGUCCACUGCUGCAGUGCCUCCUCAAGCCAACGGCUUCUCCCUAUCCCAGGUGCAUCUACCCAGUGCUGCCCCACCCUACAGCCCCAUGGUGAUCCGUGGCUCCCAGGCUGAGCCUCACAGAGUCAAAGUCACGCGGACCAAGUCCUGUGGACCCUUCAUCCCCCUGCAGCAUGACACCAUCCUGCUCUCUGCCUAUGAGUCUCCCCACCCUGCCCCAAGCUCCACUACCUCCUCCAUUCCCAACCUGCACCCCUACCAGACUGAGCUGUCCGGCCCCUCAUUCAAUCACAGGCCUCCCCAGUUCUCUCGCCCAACCCCUGAGGACUCGACGAGGAGUCUACAUAAAGCCCUGGCGCUGGAGGGUCUCAGAGACUGGUACCUGAGGAACGCCCUCGGCUACCCUACUACCACGUCAAAGGGGCAUGAUGCAGGGGUCUCCCGCCUCUCACACCCUCACCCUUUGGUGCACCAGGCUCAGUCUAUACAAGGUGAUCCACUCCAUAGGUCCCAGAUGUCUCAGUCAGCCAGCUUCCAUGGCCACCCACUGCAUGGAAGGUCAAUGGAGUUCUCACUCUAUCAAGAGCCCGUUCAUCCUCAGAUGCAAGACAUGACUCCGAAGGAGCCCAGCGCUGACCCUGGCACGUUGGUCUAAUGUAGCUGAAUCAGUUUUUAAACACAUACUUGCACACACUCACACGCACACGCACACACACACACACACACAGACACGCACACACAGAUCCAAACAAUGUAAAAGGAGCUGAUAUAAGGUGACCUCACAAGCUAAAAAAAACACAUUACAACCCAGCAGAAAAAGACUGUAAAGCCGUUCUGAAUGCCCUGUUAUUCUGUAGCUACCGUAUACUGUAUUGUAUUCUAUCGUUGGUCAGACCCAAGCCACAUGUAACAAACAUCCUCCUUGUUUAACCUAACAAAUCUCCCAAGAUAUAAUUUUUUACAGAAUAUAGUAUAUGUAUUCUAAAUUACUAUUUUGUAUCUUAUGAGAUAUAAAGAAUAGAUAUAGAAGAGUUCAUUUAUUGCUCAUUAGUCUUGUGAUUUACAAAAAUAUGUAAUGAACUCAAUUGAUCUAAAAAGUAUUUAGACACCAGUGAAUGUGUAAAUGUACAUGUUUGUAAAGAUGAAUAUAUUACAUCUGUCUUAUCUUUUAAUCUGUCCAUCAAACAUGCAUUGGCUUGCUAUUUCUCAUUUUUGUUAAAUGAAUGGGGACUUACAUUGCAAUAUCGUAGACUGAGGAACAGGAGCUGUGGCUCUGUGUUUAAAACAGAACCCUACCUUUAGUAAAAACAUGAGUUAUUUCUAAUAAUCUGCAAUGCUAACACAAAUCCUUUCAAAGCUAAGUCUUCAAUCAACAAAUGAAAGUAAUGCCUGUUGUUGCCAAAUUGAGUUGUUUUAUGCAAUCUAAUUUUUCUGCAUUUUCUGAGUCCAGCUGCUGAAAUGUCAUAAUAGUAACGUUCAGAUAAACACCUGAGGGCUUUUAGUGGUCUAGGACAGUCGUUUAAUGAACUUUCUAGUCAUUUCCAUUUAUUCAGUUGCGUAACAUGUUUUCUUUCAGAGCACUUUAUGAAUGUCAAAAGCCUUAACCCCUCAAAAGCAAGUAGAACAGUGGGAUGGGACAUUUCCCCAAAGAGAGAACACUUCAAAACCAGAAAAUGGUUGACAGGGUAUCAAGUUUGAGCAAAUAAGAAAAUGUUUGUGGCCCAAUUGGACAUUCAAGAUCAACAAUAAACCACAUAUUUGGAUCUGUAUGUAUCAUGAUAAUAAGAAAGAUUUGACAAUAAAUUCCUUUUAAAGGGGUCUAACAAGAACAGGGCUAGGGAUGGCACUGCUGAAUGAUGGCAUGAGCAGGCCUUAUGUCAGAACUGUGCUAGUAGGAGAUUCCAUUUCCAAUGUAUCAUGUUGUCAUACGCUACUCCUAGUGUUGGCACAAUGUUAUCAUAAUGAUAAAAAAUAUUUUAAGUCAUUAAUGCCACCACAAUUCAAGAACGACCCUUUUAUAAUUUCCCAUGAUACGCUACGUGACCAAAACUAUGUGGACACCUGCUAGUCGAACGUCUCAUUCCAAAAUCAUGGGCAUUAAUAUAUUAAUAGAUGUUGGAACAUUGCUACUGGGACUUUCUCCCGUUCAGCCACAAGUGCAUUAGUGAGGUCAGGCACUGAUGUUGGGCAAUUAGACCUGGCUCGCAGU